UGAUGUAUACUCCGGGCACAUUAUAUGUCUCUGACGAUACUAAAUACGCUGAGGCGACUAUGGCUCCUGAUGCGCGUCCACUCCCACACAACCAAGCUCACACCCUUAAUCAGAUGAAUCCGGUUUGGAAUGUUCAAUAUGCAGAACAUGGCAAUCCCGUUACUUCAUACUCGGACCCCUCUCGUUGAUGAGAAUGAGGGGUCUUUGAUGAUUCCGCCCUUUAAACCGCCGCCACACGCCACCCAUUCCCUCGCUACUGCUGAUGCCGUCCAGUUCAUUGGCACGCCUAGGCGGACUGCGGAAUAUGGUCAUGCGAACUCUAUUAACCUCGGAAUUGUCGGAGGACCUCAUGGCUGUUGGAACACGCGAACCCUUUUUCGACUCGAGCGUAUGUCCGCCGUCAAACAUGGUUCCGCCACCUUCUCUGGAACCGUGUGGACACGUGCUUUCUGGGGGCAUUCCAACAUCCACAUGUCCCCCAAUUGCAUCGAACGUCGCUGAUGGCACCAUGGUGAACGCGGGGACAAUACCCAUCUCACUUGAUCGUCCCAUGCUCCGGCCUGGCGGAGGGGAUAAUCGUGAAAGGAUGGAUGGAAUUGACCACAAUUCCGACAACGCCCCCUACUCGGUGGCGCCAUCAUGGUCGCUUUCGGAUGCCUCUCGGUCACUGCCUCAUAAACUGCAACCAACACACAACAUCGGGAACCUUUCUAUACCUAAGAAGUCACCAAGAACUGACCGUUCCACUGGGCCCUCGACAAGCCUUCCAACAGCACCCAAACGCUGCGGCUGGCGGGACAACGACGGAAAGAUAUGUGACAUGCCUGUUACGUACAACAAUCUAGUACAUCAUUUCGCUGCCGUCCACGACAUCAAGGACAUGGCAUUCGAUGCCAUAAUCGAGUGUCGUUGGUGUCGUCCGGGAAACAGAAUGAAGCGGGAGAGCAUACUGAGACACCUCAGAGAGAAGCACUUGGGGUAUCCGCGCCGGAAGAACGGGGUUACGCGACUUUCCCUUCAGUUUCCUUCGAUGACCUCUUCACAUAGCGCCAUGAAUACGGGCACGCCGGUGGAAUCGCCAACGUUCGCUUUACCCUAUCUUCCUUAUCCUGUGUCCCCUAGUAGUGCUCUCUCCCCGCGUUCCUGCAACUUUUCAACUUCUGCAUCCUCGGUGGCCAUCCCGCCAACUUCGCCAUCCUUGUGGAAACAGAACGAGUAUAGUGUGCUAGAUUUCACGUCAAGCUGCGACUUUUAUCGCACAGAAGACUAGUAGCGUUCUAAGCUGCGUUAGAUACCUGCAGGACACCAGUCGGUGUCCGACAUUUUUUCCGACCCUCCCAAACCAUACAUUGGAAUAUGUACGCAAUUUUAUGAUUGACUUCUCACGUACUAUGCACAGCCCAACUGGAUCGAGUAGGCGAUUCACCUGAGAUAUCCCAGUAUCCCGGCGGUCGCCUAUACGAGUCGACAUGUAAUAGUUUCUACGUACUGAUUC
Messenger RNA from Pisolithus orientalis, 1495 nucleotides. RefSeq lists its product as uncharacterized. Lineage: Eukaryota; Fungi; Basidiomycota; Agaricomycetes; Boletales; Pisolithaceae. Bases 263 to 1270 code for a protein of 335 amino acids. The record is from RefSeq and is a predicted model, not a curated record. The transcript is spliced from 4 exons.